Messenger RNA from Cherax quadricarinatus, 3457 nucleotides. RefSeq names its product Transmembrane protein Pmi (gene Pmi). The record is from RefSeq and is a predicted model, not a curated record. Gene Ontology annotation, biological process: inner mitochondrial membrane organization. Gene Ontology annotation, cellular component: mitochondrial inner membrane. NCBI's taxonomy places the organism in Eukaryota, Metazoa, Arthropoda, Malacostraca, Decapoda, Parastacidae.
GGAGUCUUGUUCUCAGUUGGCAAUCAUCCGUGAGGUGUAUGAUAGUGACACUGCGCAUGAAACUUUUGAAUUGGAGUUGGAAAGAGCAUUGGAAAAAGGUGUGGCAACCAUUGUUAUAGAACCAACACCACUAGGAGACGAGACUGCCAGAUGGAUUGCUGUUGGGAACUGCCUUCACAAGACAGCAGUAUUAGCUGGAUUUGGCGCUAUAACAUCAGGUCUGAUAUGGAGAGAGACAGCUUAUGUUUGUGUCCCACUUGGCACUUUGUCUUUAUUCUGCACUGGAGUUUAUACAGCAUCAUGGCAGUUUGACCCUUGUUGCAAGUAUCAGGUUGAAUAUGACUCUGGUCGAUUGUCACGCUUACCCCUUCAGUCACUGUCGUCUGCAUCACCAGUUGUUUUGGUGCGAAGGGAUGACUCUAGAAGAAAAAUUCUACACAGCUGUGUCUCUCUAGUUGCAUUUUCAUAUUGCAUGUGGAGACUUUAUCAGAUGUAUAAGUAGGUUUAAUGAAAAAAUAUUGAUUGUAAAUUUAGUACUGCAUCAAUAAGGCUACCGUAUAUAUUAUCUAGACAGUGUAUCAGUUGUGUAAUGGGAAGUUCAUUAUACAAAUAAAAAAUGUACACAGAUUGAGAUUGUACACAUUAUACAGAGAGAAUUGAAUGAAUUUAUCAAACACUGCCCCUGUGAACUGCAGUACAGUAUAUAAACGUUUACAGGAGUUUGUUUUCAGCAGGUAGUCUAAUUACUGUGACGUCUGUAUUUAUUAUAUUAUGUUAUUUAAUUUCUGUUUAAGAAUGCCACAUUAACUAAGUUGUGUAUUUUUACACAGCUUUUUCUCCAGUAGCAAUGAUGACUUAUUAACUUGAGGUAUAAAGUAAGCAGAGCAGCAGCAUUGACAUGAGAGAAGUAAAUGCAACAAAUCUGUUAUUAAUUAGCUAAAACUUCAAAAGCUAAGCUCAAGGUCUGCUGCUGCACUCUGGUCAGUUGAUUAAUUCUUAUAAAUGAUAUACUUUGUUAGUGAAGCAUGUUGCUUUUUAGAGCAGUUUACCUGGAGUUUACCUGGAGAGAGUUCCGGGGGUCAACGCCCCCGCGGCCCGGUCUGUGACCAGGCCUCCUUAGGUCAGUGUCCCAGGAUGCGACCCACACCAGUCGACUAAUACCAAGUACCCAUUUUACUGAUGGGGAACAUAGACAACAGGUGGAAAGAAACAUGUCCAAUGUUUCUACUCUGGCUGGGAAUCGAACCCAGGCCCUCACUGUGUGAAGCGAGAGCGUUAACCACCAGGCCACCAGUCAGUCUCAGAAAUUCCUCCUCAUUGAAGGAUUUGAGGUAGACAGUUUUAAAAUUUAAUAUUAUAAUCCUAUAUUUUGAAGUUUCCUCCAUUAUGUUACUGGUGGUAGUUUCAAAAGAAAAAAAAAUGAAAAGUAAAUAAUUUCAUGGUUGAGCUUAUUUUACAGAUGAUCAUUAAAAUAAAUAAGACAGUACAAUGCUAUUGUGUCAUACCACCAAUUGGUUGACACAAUAAAAUAUGUAAUGUACAGAAGAAUCCCAGCAUAUCUCAUUUUGACAAGUGUUCUUCAGAUAUGAAUAUACAUGAUUUCAUCUUCUUUUAUAAAGGAGCAUGAAAUAAUGCCUAAAAUAUGCAUGAUAAUGGAUCAGCAUUCUGUAUUUACCCUUUUUUAGGGAUCAUAUAAUUAAUCUUUUAUUAUUUACACUAAAAAGUGAAUUAAUUUGUAUUGCAAAUCUUUAUUUUUCUCACUUGUAGUUUUAUGCUUGUGUUGAAAAUGUGAGAGGCUCAAAUUUCUGAAUUCAUAUGCUUAAUUAAAGCAUAGGUUUUAUAUGUAAAACUUUAUUUUGCUAAUAUACUUUAUAUUUUUUUCAUUAAAUGCGAAAGAAGCCUCUUGAAAUAGUAAGAUUAAGUUUGUAAAGGACCCAGGGUAACUGUGCUGUACAUGAUAGUUUGGUUAAUCAAAAGACCUGGUGUAUCAACAUCCUGUUAACUUCCAUAGAUUGUGGGUUAUCAUCAUCAUAUAUAUAAAAUAUAUAAAAGGAAGUUAUUUAUUAUAGAGCUUAAGGUUGUUACCUUCUUACUAAGAGGAAGGUAUCACCUACAAGGUCCAAGGGAACAACUCCAUGAAUAAAGAGAUGUUACUGACACAAUGUGAAACCGAGAAAGAAAUGUACAUAAAAUAAAGCUAUCAUCCAUAGGUUCAUGGGUAGCAACCUCUUGUAUGAGUAACUACCCACCAUGUUUGUUAGGGAACUAACUUUCUGAAUAAAAGGAAAUUAACUGAUUUAGGAUCCAGGAUAACUUUGAGGGAGGCAACUGUCAUGGACAUUAAGGUCAUUAUACUCUGAGACAAGGGUUACAAUAAUUACAGUGGCCAAGGGGAAAUUACUCAAGGAUAGAGAGCUACAGUACAGUAUAAUGUAUAUCCACCAGUGAAAAGAAAAAUUGCUUUGAGAGAUCUGAGCGCUUUGUCAAGAUCAAAUGUCAGCACAUAAUAAUAGUAAUUAUCAUUUCUUUAAAAUGUACUUGGUUAUUUUAAUGGAUAUUAUAAUGAAUUGGUUAACAGUUUGUGUGCAGAAAAUUUGUUGCAUGUUUUAAGGAAAGCGCCUUGUUACAUGAAGCAUUUCAGGAAAAUUCUUUAACCCAGGGAAUUUAGUUUCCAAAAGUUAACCUCAGAAGCAAAAGAAAGCCUUUGUUAAUAUUCAAGUGAGGCAACUGCUGGUAGAAUUAAGAAUUAUUAUUACAUUCAUAAGGGGAACACUAAACCCAUAGGGGUCAUACUGUGUCAGGGAAUGGAAGCAACCAGAUUCAGUUCAAGGAAAGAAAGGGUAAUUCCAGUACUUUGGAUCAACAGCCCUUCACUGGAUUAAAGGAAAAUCUACAGAAGGCCAUCGGUAGCAACUUAAGGAGAAAAAUACAUUUGUUGACUAAUGAAUGAGCAAGAGGGAGCCAACACAGAACUUAGUGGAACAAAAUUCUGUAAUGAGUUUAUCCAGCACAAUCUUCCUGCUUUUAUGAAUCAAUUUUGGUUCUCAAACUGAUAAUUCAGGGUACUACAGUACUCCAUAAUUUAAUGGACCACAUUUGUCAUACUACAAUACUGUAUAUGAAUGAAACAGAUAUCCCUUUUCGGUGGGUGAGAGGGAAAGGGGGGUCAUCUUUAAGGUUGUACAGACAGUAUUUAGAUACUGUAGUGUAGUCUAUACAUACAUUUAUAAUUACAUGUCUUUAUUUUGUAACAGUGAAUUAAACCAAAUACCACACAAUAAUUUUUUUAUUACACCAAUAAUAAGCCUAGUUACACAAAGAGAACACGGUUCUUUAUGAUGACUAUUUUGCACUGCCAGAGAUCAGAAUUCUUAGAACUCCAUAAAAAAAAACUGAAAAAUAACUAUAAUGAGCCUUUAACUUGCUAUGGAAACAGUAUAAACACAGGCCUAAUCUC